Sciurus carolinensis (gray squirrel) is the source of this 4382-nucleotide messenger RNA. RefSeq names its product centromere protein P (gene Cenpp). The transcript has 8 exons. The record is from RefSeq and is a predicted model, not a curated record. Gene Ontology annotation, cellular component: chromosome, centromeric region; nucleus. Lineage: Eukaryota; Metazoa; Chordata; Mammalia; Rodentia; Sciuridae. Bases 32 to 895 code for a protein of 287 amino acids. Gene Ontology annotation, biological process: CENP-A containing chromatin assembly.
GCUGGGACCCGGCUCGGGGGUUCGGCGCGCCAUGGACGCCCAGCGCGCUGAGGUGCGCGCCUUGGAGGCGGAGAUUGCUGCUCUGCAGCGGGCGUGCGAGGAGCUGCCGGCGCCCUGGGAGGGGACGGCCAGAGUCCGAAAAUCAUUUCAAGAAACACACCAAUCAGAUUCUAAGAGAUGGGAAUCUUCAAAAGAUCUAAAAAGUCAUCUUGGACAUUUAAAAUCAGAACUUUCAUUUCUAAGUACACUUACUGGCUUCAAUAUAAGAAAUUACACCAAACAGACAGAGGACCUAGCAAAGACUGAGAUGACAGAAGAAGGUAUAAAGAAAGUUCUACAGAGACACAGAUUAUCAGGAAAUUGCCACAUGGUUACAUUUCAACUUGAAUUUCAGAUUCUAGAAAUUCAGACUAAAGAGAAUUUAUCUUCUGUCAUUACUGACCUCAACAUAAUAAUGGAACCCACAGAAUAUUUAGAAUUAAGUGAAUUUGUGUCUAGAGCUGAAGAAAGAAGAGAUUUAUUCAUGUUUUUCCGAAGCCUACAUUUUUUCGUGGAGUGGUAUGAAUAUCGUAAGCGCACAUUUAAACAUUUCAAGGACAAGUACCCAGACACCGUGCACCUCUCGGAGGGGUCCUGCUCCAGCUGCAUGGAGAUCCACAGCGCCAGGCGGCCAGGGUUUGAACUGGUGAUUGUCUGGAGAAUACAGAUGGACGAAGAAGGGAAGGUUUCACCAAAGCUGGACCUGCUUACCAAAGUCCCUGGGCGAGCUCUGGAGCUGGACAGAAACAGAGUCAUAGAAACUGCCCCUCAGAGCUUCCGAACCCUGCUAGGAGUGCUUGGAAUCGAAGCCGCUCUAGAAAGCCUGAUAAAAUUGCUUUGUGCAGAGAAUGACUAGUUCCCAAACAGGGAACGUGCAGGAAUAAGACGCUGCACCGAAAUGGAAUGCAUGUGGCUUGUAUUGACUAUACGCGUCCUAUCUUCCCCUCGGAAACCACACCCUCUGCCGGACGCAGUGGCAUGUGCCUAUCAUCCCAGCUACCUGGGAGGCCAGCCUCGGCAACAGAAGCCCUGUCUCUAGAGAAUACACCAGUGCCGGGCAUGGAGCUCAGUGGCAGAGCGAGUGCCUGGCACGCGUGAAGCCCUGGGCUCAAUCCCCAGCACUGGAAGAAAAAAAAAAAGCUGUGCAGUUACUCUACAUCAGACGCUCAUGACAUGAAAAAUACGGCCGUUUACAUACAAAAUGUCCAACAAUUUUUUUUUUUUAAGUUUUGCAUUUGAGAAGAUGUACCAACAGUGGUUGUCACUCUUUGAACCCACCUCACCUCACCAUGCAUGGUCCAGCCCUGAGAAGCCACCCACCUCCUGCCCCCUGGGAUUCUUGGAGGAGUUGCUGAUGGAGCUUCAUUUAACAUUCCUCAGGACCCAGAGGAGCCACACCCACGCCGCCUGCCUUCCUGGUCUGCACAGCAAGACCAGGACAGCAAGUCUUGACACGCUCGUGUCCCCAAAACAUGCAGGGCUGGUAACAGAUGGUGCUGGGAGGCAGCGACCACGGCAUCGUUCCUGUCACACAGGGCCCUCACUGGAGACCUCCGGAGGGUCUCAGACGCAGAAUGAAGCCAGCCCGUUCCAGCAGGGUCAGUGCGGGUUCUCACGGCAUUGGGGCAUCCUGGGGUCCGUGGCAGGCUGGAGGGGCCAGGGCCAGAGCCCAUCUUCUCUUCUCCGACAGUAGAGCCUGGGCCUUCUUCCUGCCCAUCCAGCUAGAGUGGGGCCCUUGCCAGGCCGUCACGCUCCCUCGCCCACCUCCCUGAGAGCCCGGGGUUCCCGCAGAGGGACGCUACCUGGAGAGCAUGGCAUGCCCAGGCCGUAGUGCCCUACACCGGGAGAAACCUGUCCCCAAGCGAGGCUGCCGAGACCAGCAGCAACAAACCACCUUGGAUCAAAGCAGUGCGAAUGGCCGCUUCCCACCCUCCACCACCCGAGCGUGAGCUUUGUGCACGUGACUCAGGUGGACUCUCCUAGUCCCCGUCCUAGCGCACAACAGGCAAGCAGGAGGAAUAGGGGGUGAACGUACUCAAAUGCACAACUAUCGUUUUGUGCCCAAGUAUAGAAUAAAGCAAAUAUGAGGACAGGAUUCAAGAAUAAAUUCUAAGAGUUGGCUUGAUUCAAACAAGUGUAAUUCUCAAGUUAUCACAAAAUUUCCCACAAAAAUUUACAAUCAGCAAAAUAUUUUCCUCAUUUUUCAUGUAGCAUUUUCAUACAAUUCCAUGGUUUCACUAUUAUAUGUUACAAUAAGCCUUCAUCAGUCCCUCAAAAUGAUAUAAAUAAUCAAUCUGUACAACCUGCCAUGGGGGAGGAAAAAAAAAAAAAGAUUCCCAACAAUUUCAUAGCAGCGGGGCACACUUUUGGUGACCCCAACAAGGACCCUUGGCACCAGCUAGGAGCCAUGCAUCUUCCAGAAGCAGGGCCUCGGCAGCCCAACAGGAACGGCAGAGCCCCAGGCCCGCACCCCUACAAGCCUCCAGGCAAACCCGGGGAGGAGUGUAGCCCGGGAAGUUCCUCAGUCACCUGCUGUGCCACCCGCCCGAGCUGGCUGUCAGGCAUGCCCCCCAGCCAGCCACAGCAGCUUAGUGAGUCAGCUGUGCACCAGCCUCCACAGCAGCCAUUUCAGGUAGGAAAGACACUAUCUCCCCUAGAGCUAAAAUCAUAAAGCAGAAACAAAAAGUCAAUGCUUUUGUGAGUGGUGUCCAUCCUGACCUGAGUCUCGCACUCCCUGCUGCCCCUUCGCAGAGCCGUGGGCUUUGGCACCUCCACAGGGACCCUGAGUCUAGACCACUCAGAACCAACGUCCACACUAACCCCUGAUCACUCUCUGCAGCAGGGAACCACCCAAAACCUGUGUUGAUGUGUGGCUCAAAUUGAAAAAGUGACCAGUAACAACUGGGAAGGUUCCAGUGGUAUCUAUGUUUUCCAAAAGUCCAAACCGUAAGAUGCUUGUGACCAUUCAAGUUUUCUAUGUCAGGAGUCUGGUGGUAGGAGAUCCAAACCUUGGUCUUAUAAGGCUUUUCGCAUAGAGAAUUAGACAUGAGCCCUGGAUGGAGGAAGAACUACCCAGGACGUCUUCCCAGGGUUUAACGGACACUUCCGUUUUAAGAAUGUGAGCAGCUUCCUGGGACACCCCGCUCACAUCCUACAUUCCUUGUCCUGGAAGAUGUUUCUAGUGCUCUUUAAUUCCAUGUCUUCAAGAGGCAAUCUCACCUCAACAGGGUUAAAAGCAAAAACAUUCACAGCCAAAAGUCAUCCAGCACAACAGAAAAUAGCUCUAUCAUUCAUCUUUCACAUUCAAGUUUCAAAGACACUGCAGGGAAAAAGGUUAGACCUUAUGGAGAACUAACGUGCAGUCUUCACUUUCCUUCAACCGAGUCGGCACCACGGCGUCGUCUUUGGCAUGCACAGUCUUUGAGUAAUAGUUGACUAUCUUGCUGUCCAGUUUAUAUUGAUGAGGAAUGCUCUCGUAGGGCUUGAGGUCAAGGUCCAGCACAGACACGGAGAAGGCGAGCCGGGACCUUGAUGAGGGGACGACAGGUCUCUGAUCGGAACUGCAAGUAAAACAGCAAUUUCAGGAAACACGGACCCUCCAAGUUCUCUCAUCCCAGCUCACGAAGCACACCCAGUGUGUGCAUCCCGUCUAUGCCAACUGUAUGCACUAGCAUGUGAAGCUUCCGCCAAGUAAGUACCUACGUGGCACGGGCCAGCAGGCUGAGCCACACCAGACAAGAUGGAUGAAGGCCUGGAAGAUGGAAAGGCCGCUGUGUGGAAGGCAUGAGCGAUAUUCCCCAUGCCCCAGUGGUGUGAACGAAUGCUGAAAAGCCACUUUAUCAUGAGCCAAGUAUUACAAAAUCUAAGGGAAAGUAAAACGUUCUGGCUGUUCACCAGCCAGAUGGAUGAAUGCUAAGAACAGACUUCUCUUUAUAUGCUUUCCCACGUCUGGUGAGAAACGCAGCCGCCUUUUCUGCUCUUCACAUUUGGAGAGUGCUCUGGUUCCAUGUUUUACUCUCAAAUCAUACCUUCAGUGCUUGUUGUUUUCUCAGGACUUAGUUUUGUAGCAUUUAUGAACAUCAGAAUAGUUAUGUACUUAUAACAAAGUGUGAACAAUUACUUGUACUUUAAAACACUUUCAGGGCUGGGUGCGGUGGCACAUGUCUACAAUCCCAGUGACUCGGGAGGCUGAGGAAGGAGGAUCACAAGUUCAAGGGCAGGAGUAACAAAUCAGAGAGGCCCUCUCUCAAACAAAAAAGGGCUGUGGAUGUAUCUCAGUGGUACAGCACCCCUGGGCUUAACCCUCAUUACAAAAAAAAAAACACACACACACACUUUGAGAA